GUGUGUAUUGUGUGUAUCUUUCGGGGGCUGGAGGAGGAGGCAGUGGCCUCGGCGGCUCCGGUCCCCCGGACCCCCGGAUCUGGACCUGGGGGAGGGCUGGGUGGUCCUUCCCUUUUCCCAUCCUAAUGCCCUGUUCAGUCUUGGCUCCUAAGCUACAGAGACUACAGCUCUUCCCCAGGCCUUCCUGAAAAGAAGCAGGGUGGCAUCCAUCCUCAUCCCAAUUCAAGUCCUGUGAAAGAGUGGGGGAUGAAUGACCCAUGAGGAGGUGUAUGAAAAAAUUGGUGAGGAAUAGUCCUAGAAGAAAGAUGAAGAGCAACUCUAGGAGAGAAGAAUGAUUGGGACAAGUUGGAGGAUGGGGAAAAAUAGUAGAUACAGUCUUUCAAUGUGCAGACCAUUGUGCUGGGAAUGUCUAUAUGUCCUGCAUACCUCACGGAGAAUCAAAGGAGAAAAAUACUCUGAAAGCAGGGGACUAUCUUAUCUAAACCCUGUAUCCCUUCUACUGCCCAGCACAAUGGGAUGUAGAGGUGGGAGGAGAAUGGGGAUCUAUAGAAGAACCCAAGAACAGAAGAGGGGAUGUGCCAAAGAAACAGAGCAGGAAAACAUAAUAAAAGGUGAAUAAUGGCAGAUACAGGCCUGAUUGAGGCAGGGGCCUCAGCGGCCUCAGCAGCUACAGCCCUGGAGAACUUACAGGUAGAGGCAAGCUGUUCAGUGUGCCUGGAGUACCUGAAGGAGCCUGUCAUCAUUGAAUGUGGGCACAAUUUCUGUCGGGCCUGCAUUACCCGUUGGUGGGAAGAACUGGAAAGAGACUUCCCCUGCCCUGUGUGCCGCAAGACAUCACGUUAUCGCAGCCUCCGGCCCAAUAGGCAACUGGGCAACAUGGUGGAAAUCGCCAAACAGCUACAAGCCGUCAAGCGAAAGACCCGAGAUGAGAGUCUCUGCCCCCAGCACCAUGAAGCCCUUAACCUCUUUUGCUGUGAGGACCAGGAACCUGUAUGCUUGGUGUGCGAGAUCUCCCAUGCCCAUCGGGCUCACACCAUCGUGCCACUGGAUGAUGCUGCACAGGAGUACAAGGAGAAGCUGCAAAAGUGUCUGGAGCCUCUGGAGCAGAAACUGCAGGAGAUCACCCAGUGCAAGUCAUCUGAAGAGAAGAAGCCUGGGGAACUCAAGCGUCGGGUGGAGAGUAGGCGGCAGCAAAUUGCAGGGGAGUUUGAGGAAUUACAUCGAAGGCUAGAAGAAGAGCAACAGCUUCUACUGUCUCGACUGGAGGAGGAGGAGCAAGACAUCCUGCAGAGGCUUCGGGAAAAUGCUGCCCAGCUUGGGGAGCAGCGUCGAGACCUUGCCCGCCUUGCUGCUGAGAUAGAGGGCAAGUGCCUACAGUCAGGUUUCGAGAUGCUCAAGGAUGUCAAAAGCACACUGGAAAAAUGUGAGAAGGUGAAGACCAUGGAGGUGACCUCGGUCUCCAUUGAGCUGGAAAAGAACUUCAGCAGCUUUCCCCGACAGUACUUUGCCCUAAGGAAGAUCCUUAAACAGCUGAUGGCGGAUGUGAUCCUGGACCCAGAGACAGCUCACCCUAACCUAGUCUUAUCAGAGGACCGAAAAAGUGUCAAGUUUGUGGAAACUCGACUUCGGGACUUGCCUGAUACACCUCGGCGCUUUACCUUUUACCCCUGUGUCCUGGCCACAGAGGGCUUCACCUCAGGUCGUCACUACUGGGAGGUGGAGGUGGGUGAUAAGACCCACUGGGCAGUAGGUGUGUGCCAGGACUCUGUGAGCAGAAAAGGCGAGUUAACUCCACUGCCUGAGACAGGAUACUGGAGGGUGCGACUGUGGAAUGGGGACAAAUAUGCAGCCACAACCUCACCUUUCACCCCUCUCUGCAUAAAAGUGAAACCCAAGCGGGUGGGUGUUUUUCUGGACUAUGAGGCUGGCACAUUGUCUUUCUACAAUGUCACUGACCGCUCCCACAUCUAUACUUUUACUGAUACCUUCACUGAAAAACUCUGGCCACUCUUCUACCCGGGUAUCCGAGCGGGGCGAAAGAAUGCAGCACCUCUUACCAUCCGGCCUCCUACAGAUUGGGAAUGAUGAUGGGAAAGAACAGGGUGGGAUGUUGAAGUAAUGAUGAUGACAGGGGAGACAGGUAUUUGGAACUGUGUCUCUUAAUUUCCUGUGUCCUGCUGCUAGAGGUUUCCUUACUAUCAGGCUCAUGUCCUGUAUUCUGGAGAAGGUAUGGUAGUGGGAGGGAAGGUUAUCCUAGGAAAGAGACUGGGCCUGGAAGAGAGUCUCCAAGAUCACGCAUCUGGAGACUGAUCUUUUCCCAUUAUGUGAAGAGGAGGGGGGAGAGGUUUACUGAACGUGAGGCUGUCUUGGUUGCCUGCACUGUGCUCCACCAGUUUCCUCAUUGCAAGAGGACUUUAGGGGAUCUCCUUCCCUCCAAAACAGAAGUAGGUGUGGAGAACCCUGAAGCCUCUACUCACCCAUUGGGUGAUUCUAUAUGUCCAGGACAGUUUUGUUCCUUUGAGGGAAGCAGGAUAAUCUCUGUAUCCCUAGAAUGAAAUAAAGGUGAAUUGUCAGUCA
Molecule: messenger RNA, 2577 nt
Organism: Phascolarctos cinereus (koala)
Lineage: Eukaryota; Metazoa; Chordata; Mammalia; Diprotodontia; Phascolarctidae
Gene: TRIM39
Product: tripartite motif containing 39
Molecular function (GO): zinc ion binding; protein binding
Source: RefSeq, a predicted model, not a curated record